Molecule: messenger RNA, 1605 nt
Organism: Chelonia mydas (Green sea turtle)
Lineage: Eukaryota; Metazoa; Chordata; Testudines; Cheloniidae
Gene: DCTN2
Product: dynactin subunit 2
Exons: 16
Coding region: 104-1333 (409 amino acids)
Biological process (GO): mitotic spindle organization
Cellular component (GO): centrosome; cytoplasm; dynactin complex
Source: RefSeq, a predicted model, not a curated record
CGUCGGCCCCCGCCCUCCCUUGACGCUCUCGCGAGAUUGGCGGCUCCUCCCUGAGUCCCGGCCCCGGCGACUCCCGUUCAGGCCCCGACCCGGCCCCGCCGCCAUGGCCGAGCCCAAGUACGCGGAGCUGCCCGGCAUCGCCAGGAACGAGCCAGAUGUUUACGAGACUAGCGAUCUCCCAGAAGACGACCAGGCGGAGUUUGAUGCGUUUGCACAAGAGCUGGAGGAGCUGACGAGCACCAGUGUGGAGCACAUCAUCGUCAAUCCCAAUGCGGCCUACGACAAGUUUAAGGACAAGCGAGUGGGCACCAAAGGGCUCGACUUCUCUGACCGGAUCAGCAAAGCCAAGCGGACUGGCUACGAGUCGGGGGAGUUUGAGAUUCUAGGGGACGGCACUGGUGUGAAAGAGACGCCCCGGCAGAAGUACCAGCGGCUGCUCCAUGAGGUUCACGAGCUGAGCACAGAGGUGGAGAAGAUACAGAGCACCGCGAAGGAGUCAGCGGCAGAGGAGAAGCUGAGCCCCGUGGUGCUCGCCAAGCAGGUCGUGGCCCUGAAGCAGCAGCUGGUCUCCACGCACCUGGAGAAGCUCUUGGGGCCGGACGCAGCUAUCAACCUGACUGACCCCGACGGAGCCCUCGCCAAGCGCCUGCUCGUUCAGCUGGAAGCGGCGAAGAGUGCCAGGGGCACCCCCGGGGCAGGGAGGAGCCCGUCGAAGGCCCCUGCGCCCGCGGGGAAUAUGGUGACCUACGAGCUGCACUCGAGACCAGAACAAGACAAAUUCUCUCAGGCUGCAAAGAUAGCGGAGCUGGAGAAGCGGCUGAGCGAGCUGGAAGCCACGGUGUGUUGCGAGCAGGACAGCCAGAAUCCCCUGGCGGUUGGGCUGCAGGGAGCCAGCCUCAUGGACACUGUGGAGAUCCUGCAGGCCAAAGUCAGCACCUUGGACGUUGCUGUUCUGGACCAGGUGGAGGCGAGGCUGCAGAGCGUCCUGGGGAAGGUGAAUGAAAUUGCCAAGCACAAGGUGGCCGUGGAGGAUGCAGACACCCAGAGCAAGGUGCAUCAGCUCUAUGAGGUCGUGCAGCGCUGGAGCCCCAUGGCCACCACCCUCCCUGCGCUGGUGCAGAGACUGGCCACUGUCAAGCAGCUGCACGAGCAAGCCAUGCAGUUUGGGCAGCUCCUGACGCACCUGGACACCACCCAGCAGAUGAUCGUCCAUUCCCUGAAGGACAACGCCACGCUGCUGACACAGGUCCAGCAGACCAUGAAGGAGAACCUGGUGGCCGUGGAGGAGAACUUCGCCAGCAUGGAUGCACGGGUGAAGCAGCUCUCCCAGUGAGCCCUGCAGCCCCCUCCCUGCGGUGCCACCCGCCCAGCUGCUGGGGGGGAGGGGGAAGAGCUCACCAGACCCUCUGCAUUACUUGUAGUGUGUCCCCCAUCCCCUGCCCUAAUGACCCAGGGUGAGGGACAGAGCCCAGGGCCUGUUUGCUGGCUAGGGGAGGAAGGAACACCCCCCUCCACCCCCCGGCUCUCUAGGCGACUCCCCAGGGGGUGGGGCUCGCGCUCAUCAACCUGUAAAAUUAUUUACUAUUAAACACUGUCUGCUCGCAA